Messenger RNA from Syzygium oleosum, 1474 nucleotides. RefSeq names its product formate dehydrogenase, mitochondrial. NCBI's taxonomy places the organism in Eukaryota, Viridiplantae, Streptophyta, Magnoliopsida, Myrtales, Myrtaceae. The transcript is spliced from 6 exons. The coding region runs from base 134 to 1273 and encodes 379 amino acids. Gene Ontology annotation, molecular function: formate dehydrogenase (NAD+) activity; oxidoreductase activity, acting on the CH-OH group of donors, NAD or NADP as acceptor; NAD binding. Gene Ontology annotation, cellular component: mitochondrion; chloroplast. The record is from RefSeq and is a predicted model, not a curated record.
CUCUCUCUCUGUCGGUAGGUACUUCACUGAGUGUUUUUUCUUGCACUUCUCUUUCGUCUCCCGGUGCCGAGUCCCUCUCUUUGUAAAUCCUUUCGAGCUCGUGGGACCGCGGGAAAUCGCGCUCGGCUGGGAGAUGGCGAUGAAGCGUGCUGGUGUGUCCGCCAUGGGAGCUCUGCGUUCGUCUCCGAAUUUGUCCAGACAUGCCCAUUCUACUGCUGGAAGCAAAAAGAUUGUGGGUGUGUUCUACAAGGCCAAUGAAUAUGCUGAGUUGAAUCCCAAUUUCGUGGGCUGUGUCGAGAGAGGUUUGGGCAUACGCGACUGGCUGGAAUCACAAGGCCAUCAGUACAUAGUCACAGAUGACAAGGAGGGACCAGACUGCGAACUUGAAAAGCAUAUUCCCGAUCUUCAUGUCCUCAUAACAACCCCCUUUCACCCUGCCUAUGUUACUGCGGAAAGAAUCAAGAGGGCGAAGAAUUUGCAGCUUCUUCUCACUGCUGGGAUCGGUUCCGACCACAUUGAUUUGAAGGCUGCAGCUGAAGCAGGGUUGACGGUUGCGGAAGUCACCGGAAGCAAUGUUGUUUCGGUUGCAGAGGAUGAGCUCAUGAGAAUCCUCAUCCUGGUAAGGAACUUUUUGCCUGGACAUCAUCAGGUCAUUAAAGGGGACUGGAAUGUGGCUGGUAUAGCAUACAGAGCUUAUGAUCUUGAAGGCAAAACUGUCGGGACUGUUGGUGCGGGACGAAUUGGCAAGCUUUUGCUACAGAGAUUGAAGCCUUUUAACUGCAAUCUCCUCUAUCAUGACCGCUUGAAAAUGGACCCAGAAAUGGAGAAGCAGACUGGUGCCAAAUUUGAGGAGGACCUUGAUGUGAUGCUUCAGAAAUGUGACAUAAUUGUGGUCAACACCCCUCUAACUGAGAAAACAAGAGGAAUGUUUGACAAAGAGAGGAUUUCCAAGUUGAAGAAGGGUGUCCUUAUUGUCAACAAUGCUAGAGGAGCAAUCAUGGAUACACAAGCAGUUGCCGAUGCUUGCUCCAGCGGACAUAUCGGAGGUUAUAGUGGGGAUGUUUGGUUCCCGCAACCAGCACCCAAGGACCACCCCUGGCGUUACAUGCCGAACCAGGCCAUGACACCCCAUAUUUCGGGCACAACUAUAGAUGCGCAGUUGCGAUACGCAGCGGGAACCAAAGACAUGCUGGACAGGUAUUUCAGGGGAGAGGAAUUCCCUCUCCAGAAUUACAUUGUCAGGGAGGGAGAACUGGCCCCUCAGUACCGGUGAUUUCCCAGCUCCUCGGCUCCCGCAGUUUCCAUGUUCAAGUUUUCGCAUUGUCGAGCUUAUAUCAAGUUGCGGGAUCUUGAAUUAGUCUAACGAUGCUGCUCUUUCAACUCGCAUCUUAAACUGUGUGUCUUCAGCUUGUGCUGUAUGAAAAGAUGAUGCAGGAGCUUCAAUAAGUGUAAUAAAUGCUGGUCUUACAAUGCA